Molecule: messenger RNA, 3835 nt
Organism: Xyrauchen texanus (razorback sucker)
Lineage: Eukaryota; Metazoa; Chordata; Actinopteri; Cypriniformes; Catostomidae
Product: nuclear factor of activated T-cells, cytoplasmic 1-like
Exons: 10
Coding region: 147-2582 (811 amino acids)
Biological process (GO): regulation of transcription by RNA polymerase II; cytokine production; calcineurin-NFAT signaling cascade
Cellular component (GO): transcription regulator complex
Molecular function (GO): RNA polymerase II cis-regulatory region sequence-specific DNA binding; transcription factor binding; DNA-binding transcription factor activity, RNA polymerase II-specific
Source: RefSeq, a predicted model, not a curated record
CUCCCGCAAAACACUACACACACACACACACACACACACACACACACACACACACACACACACUGUCAUGAACACAUCUCCAUUUACCUGCUGAAGACUUCACACUGCUGCACGAGUUCAAUCACAUUCUGAACAUCAUCAUCAUCAUGCAGUCAUCUGCAGCAGAGGAUGCUUUUCCCUGCUCUUCCAUCAUGAGCCUGUCUCUGCCUUUACCUGUGGAAAACCCUUGUUUGGCCACUCAAUACCACAGUUUGCAGUUGAGUCCUGUGAGCGCUGUCGGCCAAAGGGAGGAGGCUGUGGCCUCUGAUUACUAUCUCUCCCAUGUCGUCCAGUCGAAUGGUGUGUUCCCUCUGGACAGCCCGCGCAUCGAAAUCACUUCUUACGGACAUUAUCCAAAGGAGGAGGUGGGAUGGACGAGUGCUACUGAUCCCACGGCCAAGCAAAUCAACAUAGUGACGACUCUGACCCUGCCCAGUGCCGAUGCAUAUAGAGACCCGAACUACCUCAGCCCAGCCAGCAGCCUCUCAUCUCGCAGCUGUAACUCGGAUACCUCCUACGAAUCGGGCUUCUACAACUAUGACAACUCUCCCCAGAACUCACCCUGGCAGUCACCCUGUGUCUCACCCAAAGGGUCAUUUUCUGUGUCCUCCUGCCCUCAUGCAGCGGCCUUCAUUGCUUCCCCUCGCCACUCGCCCAGUGAAGACGGCUGGACUGGGCCCCUGUUUGGUUCCAGGUCCAAUUCUCCUUCCUGCAGUGUUGGAGGCCAAAGCAAGAGGAGGUACAGCUUCAGUAGUGGCCUCCCUGGGCCGAUGUCAUACUCGCCUAGCCAAUCGCCUGUAUCUUCCCCGCAAGGCUCUCCACAACCCAUCAUGUCAGAAGAUAAAUGGAUAAGCAACACAAACCGUUACACCAACUCUGCCAUUGUUGAUGCAAUCAAUGCCCUGAGCACAGAUGGCUCAGGUGACCUGGAUAAUGGGGUACCCUUGAAGUCUCGUAGGACCUGCCUGGAGCAGAACCCCACUUUGAGUCUUAAAGCAGAAUCUGUGGAAGAAAACACAGGCCAUGACGUCUACAGAAACAGCACCCAUUGGUCCUUCAAACAGGAGAGUUACUGCUCUGACUAUUUGGGUGUACCACAACACCCCUACACCUGGAUCAAAGCCAAGUCCUGUGUCAAUCUGCCUGCUCUGCCUCUGGACUGGCAGCUUCCAUCCCAUUCUGGUGCAUAUACCCUGCAGAUCGAAGUUCAACCCAAAUCUCACCACCGAGCCCAUUAUGAGACAGAAGGCAGCCGGGGGGCAGUGAAGGCCCACUCAAGCGGUCACCCAGUGGUGCAGCUUUAUGGCUAUAUGGAGACGGAGCCUCUCACCUUGCAGCUGUUCAUUGGGACCGCAGACGACCGACUACUGCGACCCCACGCCUUCUACCAGGUCCACCGUAUCACCGGAAAAACCGUCUCCACUGCCAGUCACGAGGUUCUGCAGUCGAACACCAAAAUGCUGGAGAUCCCUUUACUGCCUGAGAACAACAUGAGAGCCAUAAUUGACUGCGCAGGCAUUUUGAAACUGCGUAACUCAGACAUCGAGCUGCGGAAGGGAGAAACAGACAUCGGUCGCAAGAACACUUGUGUGAGGAUGGUGUUUCGUGUCCACAUCAGUCAACCCAACGGGAGCACAGUGUCUCUUCAAACGGCAUCCAGCCCCAUUGAGUGCUCGCAGCGCUCGGCACAGGAGCUGCCCCUGCUGGAGAAACACAGUUUAGACUGCUGCCCUUCCUCAGGAGGCCGGACGAUUCUUCUGAGAGGACAUAACUUCCUGCCAGUCUCCAAGGUGAUGUUUGUGGAGAAAGCUCAAGAUGGGCAUCAUUUGUGGGAAACUGAAGCAAAAGUAGACAAGGAUUCUUUCACAUCCACAUCACUGGUUGUUGAAGUUCCUCCGUACCGGCAUCAGCAGAUCUCUGGCCCGGUGCAGGUCAGUUUCUAUGUGUGCAAUGGCAAAAGGAAACGGAGUCAGUACCAAUGCUUCACCUAUCUUCCCUGUGGUGCUGCUGUAGUAAAGAGUGAGCCAUUUGAUAACAGUGAGCUGGUGAGGAAAUCGGUGGGAUCAGGGCUGUCUUACUGUCUCAAGCAGAGACGGACUGAUGCUGGUGUUGAAGGGGAACACGGUCCCAGCAUCCACCAGUCCACCCGCUCCAGCACUGAACUACAUGAUCUGUCUCCUGCAUCUUUCACCAAGUGCCUCAACAACCUCACCGACCACUCUUUAAAACACAGCAUGAACUCUCUGCCAAACACUUCCACACAUGCUGCCCGAUCUAACUCUCCCAAGCACGCAUGCUACAGCACCCUUCAGCCUCAGGGCAGUUCUGACGUCAGCGACCCUGGUGAUCCUCCUCUGUAUCGCAGAUGUAGUCCUUACCGACCCACUGCUGGUACGGCACAAAACCAGUGCAGCUCCGACAGCCCCCCUGCACUCAUCAGCAUCAAACGAGAGUCGCAGGAGCUUGACCAGAUGUACCUGGAUGAUGUAAACGAGAUUAUUAGAAAUGAUUUGUCAAGCAUCUCAGCUCCCAGUCACACAUAGAUUCCCGUCCAGAUGAAGAGAGGAACUUUGAACAUCUUAUGGACCUGGACUGGAUCUAACUGAACUGGAAAAUAAGGGGGUAUUUACACUUUGUUACUUCAUGUGUUUUUACUGAUUGGAUAGCUAUCUGAUCAUGAAAAGACCACGAAUGUGUCUGGUUGUUUGAGCCACAUAUGUCAAUUUUACUCCUCCCAAACGGCACUACGUCAGCAAACAGAAACAUUUUAAAAUGCAUAAAGUGUAAAUGCCCCCAAACUCAUGACCAAACGUCUCGUGUUAACAGCCAUAAAUCCAAAGUCUACAAUCUAACACCUCAUGUAAAAAAAUUAUAAUAAUUAUUUAUAUAUAUAUAUAUAUAUAUAUAUAUAUAUAUAUAUAUAUAUAUAUAUAUAUAUAUAUAUUAUUUGUUCUUGCCUUAAAUAUAAUUGCUCUUCCAAAGACUAAAGGAGGCUGUUGGUGGGACUGCAGAGUUUGUACAUGUGUUUUCUGGUAUGCAGGAGGUGAAGGUGGUUUGGCAUGUCAGUCCACUAUCAGUAGUGCCUUGUAACAAGCUUAGAGCCACAUGAAAUUUACCAUCUACCGGGAAGUCAAACAAAUCAGCUGACCUUUGAAUUUAAUCAAAAGUUUGCUUUGAGACACAUUUUGGACAGUGAUGAUUGAAAAUACCUUUAAAAUGCCUCUUAUAACCAAAUAUAAUGAUUUCUCUGGAACGCUACUUAAACUGUUGCUAGAAAGCUCUAGAUAUGUCUUACCUCUAUUGCUUUAGUUUCUCCAUUGCAUUUCUACUCUACACUUCUACCUCGCUUUUGCCUUACUGCUCUCUGCCUUUCUUUUGUAUUAUUACAUAUGAAUUUUAUUACCUAAAAUUUUUAUUCUGACAUUAUAUAACUAAUGUAGAUUUAUAUACAUGCAAUCAUAUCUCUAUUGUAGUUAACUAAUGUGCACAUUUCCUCGAAAUUCCUUAUCUUGCUUGACCUGUGCAUAUGUAAACGUUAUCUCUCAAACAACAAUAAGGUUUGAAUGAGCUGAAUUGUGAAAUGUAAUUCUGUUGUGUAAUGCUGUUUGACCUGAAUACAUGAAUGUGUGACUUUAAUAUGAAAUAUUUAUGAAAUCCAUGUUGUAUGUUUGCAGUAGGCUUUCAAUAAACAUAUAUGCAAUAAAGAACAAUAAUAAAUAAUCAUUUGAAAUUCAUAUUGCAACACUUAUUUUAUAUAUAUUUUUUCAUAAUGCUGUUUUUACAAUGAUAUGAUCAA